This is a messenger RNA of Xyrichtys novacula (pearly razorfish), 2079 nucleotides long. The record is from the annotation of a GenBank genome assembly. NCBI's taxonomy places the organism in Eukaryota, Metazoa, Chordata, Actinopteri, Labriformes, Labridae.
AUGAAGUUUCACAGUCUAAAGGAGAAAUCUGCUCACAGACUCAUCAUGAUGAAGCUGACUCUGUCCGUCCAUCUCAUCUGGAUUCUCCUCAGCUCUGGUAACGUCACUCUUUCCACUUUAUUUAGACAUUGAAUGAAAACCUGAAAUUAGUUUAAAAGAAGUUUUCAGAUAUUAAACGUCUUUUUUCACCUGAAACACAUCCUAUCGUUCUUCUGCUGUACAGUCCAGAUAAGCUCAUGUGAGUAGAAACAGUAGAGCAGAGAAGAACAAAAAUUGAGUGAUUAAAAUAUUUAAAGGGGUCUAAUCUAAGGAUCUGUAGUUUUAAUGACAGGAUAGAUCAUUUCAAAAAGGAAGGCAGAUUUAGAGAAACUACAUCCAGAACUUUGCUGGUUAGAAAUAAAAAAAUUCUGUUUAGUUGAGUUCAAUCUUGAUCAUAUUGACUUUAUUCAGAAACUGAUUGUGACGCCACAGCACACACCACAGCAUUAUUAUUAAACCGGCAUGUCUGUCAAACUAUCAUCCAAAAGGGUCACCACAAUCAACAUGAUGUGAAAACUUCUCACAUCGCCUAAAACAAUCAUGACUUAAUUCAUCUCUGUCUCUACAGCUGAAGCUCUGAAGUGUUACCACAAAUCUUGGGAACCGAGCUGGGAGGACCCAACGUCCUGUGCUUCUCCUGAUGAGCAGUGUGCAGGAAUUGCAGCAGGUUAGAGGUGCAGGAGGGUUAAUGUGUCCUUGAGUCGUUUACUGAGUCUGUUUCAUAUAACCUCUUCUACCAUAGUUUUAAUCCUGUCAUUAUUUGUGUUCAGACUCGGAGAUGAUGUUUAUACCCCCUAUGCACGUAAAAGUAGGAAAAUGUGUGGCGCCCUCCUUAUGCUCUGCAAUUGAGUGACAAAUUUCAUUCACUUAUGGUUCAUCAAGAGUGGCUCUCACUGGUUACUGCUGCAAUAAAGACGGCUGCAACAACAGAAAUGUCAAGGGUGAGUAUUUUGGCUCAUCUCCUUGCUAAACCACUCUUUCUGAAAUGUUCCCUGCUAAUUACUGAUCCUCUUCUUUUCCCCAUCUGUGUUGAUGCUCUCACCUGUAACCUUUCUUUGUAACCAGAGUUUUGAAUUUCACAUUUACUUACACGGAUGAAACUUGCAGUACUCUCCAGAAGAGAAACUUGUGUCCUUCUGUUUCAGUGCCUGAUGUGCAGACACGAAAUGGCCUGCAGUGUUUCACCUGUUCAAAUCCACUGGACACUGUCUGUGACACCAUAGUUCAGUGUGUUGGGAUUCAGGACCGCUGCUUCAAAGGAAACUGUAAGCCUCUCUAAUGUGCUCUGAAAAACAUUCAAAGAAUCUGCUGCAGUCUUCUAACAUUGUUUGUUUUGUCACAUCUACAGUGUCAUUGCAAGGCAAGACUGGCCCAGUGCUCGGCUGUGCAUCUGCAAACCUGUGUGAAGGCAACAUUGAAGGGGAGAAAAGUCUUUUCUCUAUGCCUGUUCAAAUACUAAGUGCACCUCAAUGUUGUGGGACCAGCCUGUGUAAUUCAGCUCCGACCUUCAGACUGAGUGUUGUUCCUGUGCUCCACCACAGUACGUACACGGAUAAAACUUGCAGGACUGUCCAGGUGAGAUUUCCAACUCCUCGGGUAAACUUGUGUUCUUCUGUUUCAGUGCCUGAUGUGCAGACACGAAGUGGCCUGCAGUGUUUCACCUGUUCAGGUCCACAGGACACUGUCUGUGACACCAUAGUUCAGUGUGUUGGGAUUGAGGACCGCUGCUUCAAAACAGUCUGUAAGCCUCUUUAAUGCGCUCUGAAAAACAUUCAAAGAAUCUGCUGCAGUCUCCUAACAUUGUUUGUUUUCCUCACAUCUGCAGUGUCAGUGGAAGGCAAGACUGGCCCAAUGCUCGGCUGUGCAUCUGCAAACCUGUGUGAAGGCCACACUGAACUGGAGAAAAGUCCUCACUCUCUACCUUCUCAAUUACCAAGUGCACCUCAAUGUUGUGGGACCAGCCUGUGUAAUUCAGCUCCGACCUUCAGACUGAGUGUUGUUCCUGUGCUGCUCAGUCUCGUUGCUCUCUCUGCCAAUUAA